Parnassius apollo (apollo) is the source of this 480-nucleotide messenger RNA. Lineage: Eukaryota; Metazoa; Arthropoda; Insecta; Lepidoptera; Papilionidae. The record is from the annotation of a GenBank genome assembly.
AUGAUUUUAAGUCCUUUUUUGCCUAUAAAAUUUUAUCCAAAUUUAUAUUCUUCUAUAAGACGGAUAAGGAGCUUACGACCACUUAUUAAAAUAGGCAAAGAUAGAUUUCAAAUCAGCAUAGAUGUACAUCAGUUCAAAAGGGAGGAAAUUUGUGUAAAAGCUGUUCCAGAAUACGUAAUUAUAGAAGGCAAGUUGGAACGUAAAUCAAAAAGUGGCCAAGUCGUGAGACAAUUUGUUAGGAAAUUCAAGCUACCGGAUGGCUGCAGUCCGAGCACGAUGAAGUCGGAACUAUCGUCGGAUGGAAUAUUAACAAUAACAGCUCCGAGGAAGCCUUACGAUGCGAAUUUACCUCAGGAGACCUUAAUACCAACUUCAUAUUCAGAGCGUCGUACCAACACCGAUGGCCCCUUUAUUCCAGUUGAAGGAUGUGAGUCGAAUAAGGUGUGUAACGAUAAACGAGAAGGGAAAAAAGACAACUGA